CCUCAAACAUUUUCUCAUUUCCCCUUAAAGGACAAACAGAGAGCAUUUGUACUUAAGCCACACAUUCUCCUUCCACUUGAGUGAGACUCUGGAUAAACCUCUAGAAAAUGGACACCCAGGAGAAGGCCUCUGAUGAGAGGAUUUCCCAAAGUGAUUACACAUGGCUCACAGCGCUGUCUCCUCUUCUGGGCUUCGAUGCAGUUCAAUUUGCAAAGCAAAUGGAAGAAAAGGAGCAGGAAGACCGAGUACAAAUGCAGAAAGGCUUUAAUUCACGAAUGCGCAGUGAAGCAAAAAGGUUAAAGACUUUUGUGACCUAUAGGUCAUACAGUAGUUGGACACCUCAGGAGAUGGCAGCGGCUGGGUUUUAUUUGACUGGGGUAAAAUCUGGGAUCCAGUGCUUCUGCUGUAGCUUAAUCCUCUUUGGUACCAGCCUCAGGAGGCUACCCAUAGACGACCACAAGAAGUUUCGACCCAAUUGUGAAUUCCUUUUGGGCAAAGAUGUUGGAAACAUUGGCAAAUAUGAUAUAAAGGUGAAGUAUCUUGAGAACGAUAUGAGAUCAGACAAAGUAAGGUACCGUGAAGAGAGGGCCAGGCUUGAAUCCUUCAAGAAUUGGCCAUUUUAUGUCCAAGGAACGUGCCCAAGUGAACUCUCAGCUGCUGGCUUUGUCUAUACAGGCCAUAAGGAUACUGUACAGUGUUUUUCCUGUGGUGGAUAUUUAGGAAAUUGGGAAGAAGAUGAUGAUCCUUGGAAAGAACAUGCCAAAUGGUUCCCCAAAUGUGAAUUUCUUCAAAGUAAGAAAUCUUCAGAGGAAAUUACCCAGUAUAUUCAGAGCUACAAGGGAUUUGUCAAUGUGACGGGAGAACAUUUUGUGACUUCUUCGGUCAAGAGAGCAUUACCUAUAGAAUCAGAUUAUUGCAAUGGCAACAUCUUUGUUAACGAAAAACUACGACUGGACUCUUUUAAGAACUGGCCCCAGGAAUCACCUGUGGGAGCUGCAGCUCUGGCCAAAGCAGGUUUUGUAUACACAGGUGUAGAAGACAUUGUCCAAUGUUUUUCCUGUGAAGGAUGUUUGAACAAGUGGGUGGAAGGCGAUGACCCAUUAAAAGGUCACACCAAAUAUUUUCCCAAUUGUCAAUUUCUCCAAAACAUGAAGCCCUCUACAGAAGCAAUCCUAGACCUUCAAAGCCAUGGUGAACUUUCUGAAAUAAUGGAAAAUACAAAUGAAUACAAUAUUGAAGACUCAGUUGCAGUUAAUUCUAUCGUGCCAGGUAUGGCACAGGGUAAAGCCCAAUGGGUUUGGCAGGCAAAGAGUUUGAGUGAGCAACUCAGAGCUGCCUACACCAAUGCCAGUUUCUACCAAACGUCUUUGCUUGAGGUCUCUUCCUGUCGGGAUAUCAACCACUUGCUGCAUUGUGAUCUGUCCAUUACUUCAAAGCACAUCAGCAACAAUGUGCAAGAGCCCCUGGUAUUGCCUGAAAUAUUUGCCAACUUAAACUCUGUCAUGUGUGUAGAGGGUGAAGCUGGUAGUGGAAAGACAGGCCUCCUGAAGAAAAUAGCUCUUCUCUGGGCAUCAGGAUGCUGUCCCUUGUUGAACAGGUUCUGUCUGGUUUUCUACCUCUCUCUUAGCUCUAGCAGACUGGACCAGGGGCUGGCCAAUAUCAUUUGUGACCAACUCCUAGAGACAGAAGGAGCUAUUACUGAAAUGUGCCUGAGGAACAUCAUCCAGCAGUUAAAGAAUCAGGUGUUAUUCCUUUUGGAUGACUAUAGAGAAAUGUGCUCCACCCCCCAAACCAUACAAAAACUGAUUCAAAAAAACUACUCAUCACAGACCUGCUUAAUGAUUGCUGUCCGUACAAAUAGGACCAGGGACGUCCGCCGAUACUUAGAUACAAUUCUAGAGAUCAAAGUGUUUCCCUUCUAUAACACCAUCUAUAUAUUACGGAAGCGCUUUUCGUACGAUAUGGGCCGUCUGCAAAAUUUUAUGAUUUACUUUGCAAGGAAUGAACAUCUUCAGAAAAUUCAGAAAACUCCCCUCUUUGUGACAGCAGUCUGUGAUAAUUGGCUUAAGUAUCCUUUUUUCCAGUCCUUUGACGAUGUGGCUAUUUUCAAGUCCUAUAUGGAAUGUCUUUUCAUCAGGCAUAAAACUACAACUGAACUUCUCAAAGUAACUGUGUCCUCCUGUGGUAAGCUGGCCUUGAAAGGGUUUUUCUCACCUUGCUUUGAGUUCAAUGAUGAUGACCUCACAGAAGCAGGAGUUGAUGAAGAUAAAGAACUAGCCAUGUACUUGAUGAGCAAAUUCACAGCCCAGAGACUGAGACCAGUCUAUCAGUUUUUAAGUCCUGCAUUCCAAGAAUUUCUUGCUGGAAUGAGGCUGAUUGAACUCCUGGAUUCAGAUAGGCAGGAAGAUCAAGAUUUGGGACUUUAUUAUUUGAAACAAAUUAACUCAUCCCUGAUGGUUAUAGGUCCCUGUAAGAGUUUUUUUAACUACAUAUCCAGCCAUCCUUCAACAAAGGCAGGGCCAAAAAUUGUGUCUCAUUUACUUCAUUUAGUGGAUAAUAAAGAGUCACUUGAGAAUAUAUCUGAAAAUGAUGACUUCCUGAAGUAUCAUCCAGAAAUUUCCUUGGAGAUGGAAUUAAUUAGAAAGCUAUGGCAACUAUCUCCACAAGAUUACUUUUCAUUCAUUUCAGAACAUUUACUGCUUCUUGCCCUAAAAAUUGCUUAUCAAAGUAAUACUGUUGCUGCAUGUUCUCCAUUUAUUUUGGAAUUCCUUCGAGGAAGAACACUGAGUUUGAAUGUCCUUAAAUUACAGUAUUUUUUUGACCACCCAGAAAGUGUAUCAUUGUUUAAGAGCAUCCGGGUCUUGAUAAAAGGAAAUAAAAAUCUACCUAGAGCAGACUCUUCAGUCCUGGAAAGAUGUUUUGACAAAUCACAGGCACCAACUAUAGAUCAGGACUACGCUUCUGCCUUUGAACCUAUGAAGGAAUGGGAGCAGAAUUUAGCUGAAAAAGAGGACAACAUAAGGAGAUUUCUGAAUAUGCAACUCAGUGUUCCACCAGACAUCAGUACUGGCUAUUGGAAACUUUCUCCAAAGCAGUUCAAGAUCCCCCUUCUGGAAGUACGUGUAACUAAUAGUGAUUCUGUGGACCAGGAGAUGGUCAGGGUUCUAAUGGCAGUUUUCUCAGCUUCACAACUUAUCGAACUCCGUUUAGACCAUAGCAGGGGGUUUAUUGAGUGCAUCUGCCCGGUUCUUGAGCUGUACAAGGCCUCUUUCACCAAGUGCUCCAUCAAUGAGUCUGAACUCAGCGCAGCAGAACAGAAGCUGCUUCUCACCCUGCCUUCCCUGGAAUCUCUUGAAGUCUCAGGGACAACCCAAUUACAAGAGCAAAUCUUUCCUAAUUUGGAUAAAUUCCCGUGCCUGAAAGAACUCUCUGUGAAUCUGGAUGGCAAACAAAAUGUUUUUUCAAUUAUUCCUGAAGAAUUCCCAAACCUCCACCAUAUGGAGAAAUUACUGAUCCAAGUUUCAGCUGAAUAUGAUCCUUCCAAACUAGUCAAACUAAUUCAGAACUCUCCAAAUCUUCAUGUUUUCCAUCUGAAAUGUAACUUCUUUUCGGAUUGUGAGUGUCUCAUGACUGUACUUGCUUCUUGCAAGAAACUCAAAGAAAUUAAGUUUUCUGGACCAUUUUUUGAAGCCAUGCCAUUUGUAGUCAUUUUGCCAAAUUUUAUUUCUCUGAAGAUAUUAAAUCUUGAACAAGAAUUUCCUGAUAAGGAAACAUCUGAAAAAUUUGCCUAUAACUUAGGUUCUCUCAAUAAUCUGGAAGAACUAAUCCUUCCUACUGGGAAUGGGAUUCAUCAAGUGGCCAAACUGAUCAUCCAGCAGUUUCAGCACCUUCGAUGUCUCCGAGUUCUCUCAUUUUGCCAGACUUUGAAUGAUGACAGCCUGAUGGAAAUUGCCUUGGUAGCAAUCAGUGGAAGCUUCCAGAAACUUGAGAACCUAAAUCUUUCAAUCAAUCACAAGAUUACAGAGGAAGGAUACAGAAAUUUUUUUCAAGUACUAGACAACUUGCCAAACUUACAAGGGUUAAUUAUCUCGAGGCAUUUCACAGAGUGUAUCAAAGUUCAGGCCACAACAAUCAAGGCUUUGAGUCAAUGCGUGUCACGACUGCCAAGCCUCACCAAACUUGACAUGUUAAGUUGGCUCAUUGAUGCAGAAGACAUCAUGUUGCUUAACACCAUGAAGGAAAGACAUCCUCAAUCGAAAUACUUAACUAUUUUGUGGAAGUGGGUACUGCCAUUCUCUCCGAUCAUUCAGAAAUAAAAGAUUUCAGUUAAAAA
Molecule: messenger RNA, 4333 nt
Organism: Choloepus didactylus (southern two-toed sloth)
Lineage: Eukaryota; Metazoa; Chordata; Mammalia; Pilosa; Megalonychidae
Gene: NAIP
Product: NLR family apoptosis inhibitory protein
Exons: 15
Coding region: 108-4316 (1402 amino acids)
Biological process (GO): inflammatory response; pyroptotic inflammatory response; defense response to bacterium
Cellular component (GO): IPAF inflammasome complex
Molecular function (GO): cysteine-type endopeptidase inhibitor activity involved in apoptotic process; ATP binding; ATP hydrolysis activity
Source: RefSeq, a predicted model, not a curated record